AUGUAUUAAAAGAAUAGUUUGAAUGAUCUUACACCAAUCUCGUAAAGAAAAUUAACUCAUCAAGGAAAGACCAAAACUUUUUGUCCUUCCUUGUUUUUAAAUCAAAUUGAUAGUUAACCCAAAAAAAUUGAGGAAGACAAUUUACAAAAACAAUUGGAGUUAGAAAUACCAGAAGAGAUAAUACUGCCUAAGACUGUCCGAAGAAGACAUGCUAUGGGGAAUGGAUUGUCUCCCUAAAAAACAGAUCAAAUCCUACCCAAUAUCCCCAGUCUCUCUUUACAUGUGACCAUGCAAAAAAGGAACAUGGAUGAUCUCCUCUAAUUUCAAGAGAUUUAAACUUAAAGGGAGAAUACUGAGAUGGAGAACAUCAACAAAAAGAUCAAAUCUAUCAUCAAUAGCAACAGAAGAUAAGUUUCUUUUUAAACCUCUCAUGUUAUUAUUGAUGAAUUUGAUAAUUAUGAAGUAGUCCAAGAAUUACCAACUUAAAGAUACCAAGUCCCAAGGAGACGAACACAUCUCAAAUAGUUGACAACUGAAAUAUGA
Molecule: messenger RNA, 543 nt
Organism: Paramecium octaurelia
Lineage: Eukaryota; Ciliophora; Oligohymenophorea; Peniculida; Parameciidae
Source: the annotation of a GenBank genome assembly